CUGAGCAGAGAAAUGGACAACAGCACGAUAGUGACAGAAUUCGUCCUAAUGGGACUUUCAGAUCUCCCGGCCGUCCGCUUCUCCUUGUUUGCUGUUUUUUUGCUCAUCUACAUGAUCACCGUCAUGGGAAAUGGCACCAUCCUUCUUGCCAUAGGAGCUGAGUCUCGUUUGCACAACCCCAUGUAUUUCUUCCUCACCAACCUCUCCUUGCUGGACAUCUUCUGUCCCACAGCCACGGUCCCUAAGAUGCUGGAGAGCCUCUUGUCGGAGAACAAUGUGAUUUCCUUUGUUGGCUGCAUUCUGCAGCUCUACUUCCUGGUGUCCCUGGCCGGGACUGAGGUCUUCCUCUUGGCUGUCAUGGCUUUUGACCGCUACGUGGCCAUCUGCAACCCUUUGCGAUACACAGUCAUCAUGAGCAAGAAGCUCUGUCUUCAGAUGGCUGCUGGCACCUGGAUCGCUGGGUUCCUCAACUCUUUGCUCCAUACGGUGCUGACCUUCACUCUGCCUUACUGCAAAUCCAAUAGGGUCAAUCAAUAUUAUUGUGACAUUCCACCCGUUCUAGCUCUCUCUUGUGCUUCCACCUACUUGGCUGAGAUAGUUGUUCUUAUUGUUGGGGGCAUUUUUGGCGUAGGGGCUUUCCUGGUCACGUUGGUCUCCUAUGUCUACAUCAUCUCCACCAUCCUUCGGAUUCGCUCUGCUGAGGGGAAGCGCAAAGCCUUCUCUACCUGCGCCUCUCACCUCAUGGUGGUGUGCCUCUUCUAUGGGACCACCAUCUUCACUUACAUACGUCCUUCUUCCAGCCACCAUCCUGACCAGGACAGGCUGGUGAGCAUGCUGUAUGGGGUGAUCACCCCCAUGCUGAACCCUUUGAUCUACAGCCUGAGGAACAAUGAAGUGAAAGGGGCCUUGAAGAGAGUGAUUGUGGGAUGGGGCAAGCAAAGCUUAGAGAGAGCUAGACGUUGUUUGCAUUGA
This is a messenger RNA of Euleptes europaea (tarantolino), 972 nucleotides long. Its product is annotated as olfactory receptor 5V1-like. Gene Ontology annotation, cellular component: membrane. The transcript has a single exon. Gene Ontology annotation, molecular function: olfactory receptor activity; G protein-coupled receptor activity. NCBI's taxonomy places the organism in Eukaryota, Metazoa, Chordata, Lepidosauria, Squamata, Sphaerodactylidae. The record is from RefSeq and is a predicted model, not a curated record. Gene Ontology annotation, biological process: G protein-coupled receptor signaling pathway. Bases 13 to 972 code for a protein of 319 amino acids.